Pelodiscus sinensis (Chinese soft-shelled turtle) is the source of this 2076-nucleotide messenger RNA. NCBI's taxonomy places the organism in Eukaryota, Metazoa, Chordata, Testudines, Trionychidae. The record is from RefSeq and is a predicted model, not a curated record.
UGCAGGUUACUUAGUGGAAAGUGAGGAGAUUCAGGUGUGUGCAGUCCAAGCACAGAGGAUAUAAAGCCAGGAGCUGGCCGAGUGACCCUAGGAUAGUUUAUGUGGGAUUCUCUACAAUAUCUCAAUAUGCAAGGCCACUGGGCUGUGUUAACGCUUUGCUGGCUGGGACAGCUGUGUGUGGCUCUGAAUUUGAGGCCUCAGAUUGCAAAUCCCAAACUUGCUACAAGCAAUCCUACCCUUACCACAAUUGCACUAGAGAAACCUUUCUGUAUGUUUGAUGAUUCACUGUCUCCAGGGAGCUCCUAUGAGGUCUACUUGUAUGCAAUGGCUGACUCUGAAAGUACUGUAAGCUCAGCUGUGACUGACAACAGCAGCAAACCUCUCAAUACCACCUUCCAAGACACCAAUGGAGGACAACUUGGACCUUACAGGGCUGCAUUGUUUAAUGUGCCCAACUGUGCAUCACCCCCUAUGCUAGCUGAUGUUGUGAAUGUGAAAAAAGUUUCAGAUGUCUUGAAACAAUACCUCUUCAGAGUGGGAGAUGAUGUGACUUGUUUAUAUGACCCAAACUUUCCUGGUGCCUGUAACCCACCCCUUGCUCAGGACACAACAUACAGGUUUAAAUACCUCUUAGUAGAUGUGAAUGCAGGUGUUGUCAAAGACCAAACUCUCUGGUCUGACCCAAUGAAAACCAGAAGGGUAAAACAGUCCUCAACAAUUGAUACCUGGCCUGGGCGAAGGAGUGGAGGAAUGAUUGUCAUCACAUCAAUCUUAAGCACUCUUAUGUUCAUUCUAGUUGCUGGCUUUCUUGCCUCCCUAUACUUCAUUGUCAUCAGGGCACCAGAAGAGGCAGUCACGGAGACCAGACAUGAGUCUCGGACUACAGAGCAGGGUGCACCACGAUCUCGGGGUAACUCUGAGGUAGGGAACCAAUAAGCCUUGGUGGAAAGAAGAAUCCAGCUGAAGUCCAACUGUGGUGUGAAGCUACACAUGUACGGAUAGCAAAAAAUUACCCUCUUAACUCUGAAUAGUUCACAUUCAUUAGCAACUCAAGUUCCGCAUUGGAAGCUGUGGCACAGGUGCCACAACCUGUUCUGUCAACUUCUAUUGUACCACCACUAUCUUAAUCUGGCUGCAGUCACAAAUGGAUGCUAGCACUGAGCCCCAGUGACAAGAUUACUUGCUGCUACCAACAGUUACAUGCUUUAACAGCACAUCUCUAAAAAUGAAGGGUGGUAGAGAAUUCUCACUGGCUGACUGAAUUAGUGGAAGGAGAGAGAAAAUGACCAAGUGUAUAUGCAGAGGAGAGUAAUACUGACAACUUUCAAUUUCACUGGGAUGGGCUCAGGUUAUUUAGUACCUAAUUAGCCUUGCUAUGUUAAUGUGAUAUAACAAGGCUUCUAGCUGAGUAUAUAGUAAAGGCUUGACAGCAGCUGGCCUCUGAUCUUCAUAACUGAAGAACUUAAUGUAUCAGAACUGCAAUUUAGUACCAAACUUUGAAUUGAAGGGCAGAAGCAAACUAACCAACUGCAGAUAUGAGGGGUGUGGCUCCCAUAAAAUAUCAGCAACUUGCUCAGCUCUGCACAGAUGGCACACCUAGCCUCCCAUACCUAUAAAGGAAAUUGAGAGAAGUUACUGAGGCCAGAAUUCAGGUCUCUUUGACACAAUACAGCAUAACUGUAUUUGGCGGGUUCCAUCAGCUUCUAAACCUACUUCUCUGAACAGUUCCUGUAACAGUACAUUCUCAACCAGUACCGCUGGAAGCAGUCUUGUUACUUUCCUUCACUUCUGUUAUGUCCCCACUGAACAGUAAAAGUGGGGGGAAAAGUGCUAAUGCUGCAUUUUUUUCCUCCCACUGACCUUCCCAAGUUGUAUUCAAUGUGUAUUGCAUGAAACCUUCUCCUAAACUAAUCUAGGACAAGUUAUGUCAACAGUUGUGAAUGUUGCUUAUAUUCAUAAAGUUUUAGCCAUCCAUUCUAGUGUUGGCUGCAUAAAGACUGAGAUCUCCUAAACUGACACACUUUGGCUAUGUCUAUACUCUCAGCUUCUUGUGUGAGAAAUAAGCAAAUGAGGCCA